Lolium perenne is the source of this 537-nucleotide messenger RNA. RefSeq lists its product as uncharacterized. NCBI's taxonomy places the organism in Eukaryota, Viridiplantae, Streptophyta, Magnoliopsida, Poales, Poaceae. The record is from RefSeq and is a predicted model, not a curated record. Gene Ontology annotation, molecular function: DNA binding; DNA-binding transcription factor activity.
UCAUUCCCCCGUUGGUCAACGUUUUAUGAUCUCCAUAAGAUCUUCGUGGAAGCUGUAGCGCAACAAGGAGGUCCCUAUGAGGCAAAGCCAACUACGGUGAAGCAGACAAUGGAAGCUAUGGGAGUCACAGGCCUCACAAUCCAGAACAUAAAAAGCCACCUCCAAAGAUACAGGGAAAAGUGUGAUUUAGGAGGUCAACCUCCUCGGGAUGUUCGAGGUGCUGCAUCACCAAUCAUGGCAGGACAUAAUCUGACAUCUGACAGUGAGAUUGUGAUGGACAAUACCGCAGCUAUGCGUAUGGCUGAAAUGGAGAUGGUGAACUAUUUUCUUAUGGAUGACAGGGAGAUGGUGGAUAACGAGUUCUCUGCAGACGAGGUGCAGAUGAUGGAGAACGAACUGAUGAAUGAAAUCAAGGCGUCGCCAGGUUCUCGAAAAGAAUUGCAGGCAGCACCUUGUGCUUUCAACGGUGCAUGAACCAGCUCAUAUGCGUAGUAAUUCGGCAACAAGAAGAAUGGUAGGCUAAGGAAAAUGGCAGGA